Molecule: messenger RNA, 1290 nt
Organism: Monoraphidium neglectum
Lineage: Eukaryota; Viridiplantae; Chlorophyta; Chlorophyceae; Sphaeropleales; Selenastraceae
Exons: 5
Coding region: 1-1290 (429 amino acids)
Source: RefSeq, a predicted model, not a curated record
AUGGCGGCGUUGCGCGUACUGCACACCGCGCUGCGAGUUGUGGCGUGCGAGCGGACGUGCGGUGGGAUCGUAGUCCUCAAGCGCCGCACACCGCAAAAAGCGGGCGGUGGCCAUCUCGACCAAGACGGGGUCCCCGCCAGGUUAGCAGCGACCGCCGCCCGCCCCUCCGAGAUCUGCGACGUCUUCCCCAUCUUGUUCAACGUCCUCGACGGCGGCGCGCGGCGCGGCCUGGGCACCGCGUGCCGCGCGGCCAAUGCGGCGUACCGCCACGGGGUGCUGCGGCUGGCGCUGCCCUGGCAGUACCUGCGGGUCCUGCCCAGUGUCGCGGCGCGCUUCCCGAGCCUGCAGCACCUGAGGAUCAUCAACUGCUGCACGCUGAUGUCAGCGGCCGCGUACAACGACCAUGACAACGACCCCCAUGGUGCGACCAGGGACGUCCCGCCCUGCAUCGCGUACUUCCGGCCGGAACCCCCGCCGCCGCAGCGGCUGCUGACCUCGGAGAUCGGGCGGCUCAUCGGGCGCCUGUCGGGCCUGAGGGAGCUCGUCGUACCUGCUGGGGUGGACGUGAGCGCGGAGGGCGCAGCGGCGCUGGCCGCCGGGCUCGGGCAGCUCAGGCAGCUGGACCUGGCGGGCCGCGGCGUUGGCCCCGCGGGCGCGCGUGGCCUGGCGGUGCUCACCAACCUGGAGAGCCUGCGGCUGGGCUGGUGCCACAUUGGGACAGAGGCCGCCACCGCCCUGACCGCGCUGACCGGCCUGCGCUGCCUGUCGCUGCCAGGCAACUGGAUCGGCCCUGAGGCAGUGCCCCGCCUCGCCGCGUCCCUCACGCGCCUCGAGUCCCUCGACCUCGCCCACAACCUCUGCAUGGCGCCCGCCAACACCGGCCCUGCCGCGCUGGCCCGCCUGGACCGGCUGGCGCGGCUGGACGCCGCCGCCACGGGCCUGACGGCCGCGGGGCUGCGCGCGCUGGCGGGCGGCGUUGCGCGGUUUGGCGCGCUGGACGUGUCACUGAACGACGAGUCUGUUUUGGAGGGCGUCCUGCCAGACGGCGCCCUCGCUGCGCCCGCGGCGCAGGCCUGCGCCGCGGCCGCGCCGCUGCCGCAGCCGCCGCGCGGGCUGAGGCAGCUGCGGGCGCUCGGCGCCGCGUGCGUGGGGGUCGGCGCCGACGAGGCUCGGGCGCUAGCGUCGCUGGGGGGCCUCUCUGAGCUGCGACUGUCGCGACGCAACGACUGCCGCGCCGUCUGCUCCGCGCUCGCGCCGCUGCGGGCACGAAACGCCGUCUUUUGGGUGUGA